Messenger RNA from Cercospora beticola, 1662 nucleotides. RefSeq lists its product as uncharacterized. NCBI's taxonomy places the organism in Eukaryota, Fungi, Ascomycota, Dothideomycetes, Mycosphaerellales, Mycosphaerellaceae. The record is from RefSeq and is a predicted model, not a curated record.
CCGGCUCCGCACAAGGGCCAGAAGCAAGGCAAAUCCCUAUUCGGCGAAUCGGCGGCACGAUAUGCAUCUUGACGCAUGCACGACAUAUGUGCAAUUUACAUUGUAAACAAAGAUCCUUGCCAUUGGCGAACCGAAAACUUCUCCUCUGGGCGUAAGAAGUUCGAAAACAAAUGGCUGCACAAGCACGGCGACCACGGCAAACCUGUAUAUUACGCGGAUCCCGAAGAGGAAACUGAUAAUAGCACAAGAUCGAGGUCUGGUACUGGCAGCUCCUCUCGACCUGGUUCUCGACUCGCCAGUUUAUCAUUUCUAAGCUCACGUCGAAACUCCUCUCAACGACAACCGAUCGAUCCUCCCUCGCGGUCAUCUUCUUUCUUUUGCAGGGGCUCUUCCCAACAACCUCAGGCCAGGAGAUCAUUUGCUGUUCAGCAGAGCAACCAUCGCCGUCAUGGCUCGGGUCUCUCUGCCAGCGACCGACGCCGGUCUGGAAGCGGGAUCGGAAGCAGACCAACUCCUUACAACUCCUCACCAGAUGCAUUCGACACGGCGUUCCGGGUUCCUGCGUUUCCUGAUAGUGGCUACGUUAGUCGUGACGAUGAUCCUGAUAUGGGGUUUCUACCUGAGGACCACCAGACACUUCAGUCUCCUUCACAAAUGGGCAACUCAAUGACCUUGGCGAAGUUGCAUGAACAGGAAGUGCAGCAGCAUCAGCAUCAAAAACAGCAGCAGAGGCCGAUGAGUGAUGCACCGCCCGUGUUAGGACAGUCAAGUACCGUUGCGAGAGGUAUGGCGCCUGAACGGACUUCAAGCCAAGAACUGCGAGGUCGAGCGUCAAGUUUCACACUCGGGAGCAGCGGCAGUAGUGCCAAUCCUAGCCCCAAACCCGCUGUUGAACCUGUUGUGAGUCCGGGCGCUCUCGCGGAGCAAUAUGAAGCGCCCAGUGCGCUGAGCCACGAGCACGCGACAGAUCAGAUGGCGGACUCCAGAGUGGCGGGAUUGAGAGGAUUCGAAGGUGAUCGGGACGGUUACUUUUCACAUCUGGGAGAAGCAGCUCCUCGCCCGAAACAACCUGAACGAGCGCAGACUGCUGCGCCUUCGUCAUCUUCAACUUCUAAUCCCGCUGAAAUUCCUGCUUCUUCAGGACACAGGUCUUGCACGAGGCUGACGGCCGAGGAGGCGAGGAGAGCGAGGAAGCCUUUUACGACUACGAGGGCGUUGACGGGAUAUUGAUUUGAGUGAAGCUGGAUGGCACGGUGAUGACUUAUGGAAACGCUAAACCUUCACGAUUGAUCGCAGUCGAUUAUGAUGCGACGAUACCAAGCUGUCGAGCCACAGUCCACAGAAACCUGCGAUACCUCUGCUGGUCCAGCGGGACGCGCGAACAGAAGUUGAAGAUCAGUCCACGCCGCGAAUAGUGGGUGGGCAGCAGGUAUGAGAGAAUGUCUUUCUCUUUGCGUCGACCACAAGGCGUUGACGCAAACACCGCUUUCAGCUCAGGACUUCCGGCGCCGCGGCGCCCAAGAGGUUUUGAUUAUUCUUGGAUGCAUCAACGGCCCACGUCACGUCGUGGAUCUUGUGGAGUGCUGAACGACGUAAACUUAUCAAUUUCUCCGAAGUUUUCCGAGAUAUCUUUUCCAGACCUUGACACCUGCUUCUUCCACA